Ananas comosus (pineapple) is the source of this 390-nucleotide messenger RNA. RefSeq lists its product as uncharacterized. The record is from RefSeq and is a predicted model, not a curated record. The transcript has a single exon. Bases 1 to 390 code for a protein of 129 amino acids. NCBI's taxonomy places the organism in Eukaryota, Viridiplantae, Streptophyta, Magnoliopsida, Poales, Bromeliaceae.
AUGCGGGGUGUGAAGCGGUUUAUAGUACGGGGAAAGUUGAGUCUCCGAUACAUUGGACCCUAUGAGAUAUUAGAGCGGGUUGGCACGGUGGGGUAUCAACUCGCCUUGCUGCCAAAACUCGCGGAUGUACACAACGUGUUCUAUGUCUCCAAUCUACGCAAGUAUAUUCACGACCUCGAGCACGCGAUGCUAUAUGAGCCACCGGAGCUUCAAGAGGACUUGAGCUAUAAAGAAUUUCCGGUGGGGGUUAUCACCCGAGAAGUGCGAAAGUUAAGAAAUCGAGUAAUCCCCUAUGUUAAAGUUCGGUGGAGCAAUCACGAUGAUCACGAAGCCAGCUGGGAGCUCGAGGAUUUGAUGAGAAAGCACGACCCUCAUCUAUUUGAGGAAUGA